AUGCGAGAGGCGUUCGACCGAGAGAAUCCCGGAUGGGAGAUCUCCGCAACCAUUCCAACAAGCUACUGGUACCUACGUGGAUUUGAUGUCAAGGGAAUACAGAAGUAUCUUGACUAUCUCAACCUCAUGAGCUACGACCUUCAUGGCAUGUGGGAUCAGAAUAUCAAAUUCACCGGUCCGUACUUGGAGGGCCAUACCGAUAUAAGUCAGAUAGAGCUUGGCUUGGACCUUCUCUGGCGCAAUGACAUCGACCCAUCAAAUGUUGUCUUUGGGUUCGCGUUCUAUGGUCGAUCAUUUACAAUAAAGGACUCAAGCUGCUUCAAGCCAGAUAGAAAAUGCGAGUUCAGUGAUGGUGGCAUUGCCGGUUCGUGCACCGAUACAACCGGCAUUUUGUCUUACGCAGAAAUCAGCUCUAGCAACAAUUCGCUAGAUGUGCAUACAUCUUAUGAUCCAAAGACAACAGUCAAACACAAUGUGUACGGAGGAACAAAAUGGAUCUCGUAUGACGAUGAACAGUCGUUCAGCGAUAAGAAAAGAUUCGUUUCCAAGCGCUGUCUGAGCGGCUGGAUGGUUCAGGCCAUUGAUCAGGACAAUGGUGAAUUCGAUGCUCUGACUGGACUAAUUGGCGAGGAUCUUUCUUCGUUGCAGAUGAAAAGCAACGAAGAUAGUCGUUCAAGUCAUGUCCUUGCCGAUCCAUGGAUGCAUUUUCUGCUUAUACUGAAACUGAAGGAAUACGGAGUGAAACAACCGCCUCCGGAUGACAUUUUAGUGCGGAACAAUAGCAAGGAAUCAUGGACGUUCAAGAGAGACUAUCGUGCUACAUGGAUCACUGAUGGCUCCAAGCCUGACGACGGGUGGAACUUUGUUAGCCGCCGCUGGUACAGUGAAGGCUACGAGGGGGAUGUAGGAGGCGAGGCGAUCUUUUGCGCAAUGAAUCACUUCGGUCAGGACAAUGUGUACAAGUUGGAGACUGAAAAAGGGAAAAUGUAUAAUGGCUUCUAUCUUAGGAAUGACGGCUUAGGCAUGGCGAGCGACUGGCAACAAAUGCACAAUCUGGGCAAAUACUUGAUCACAUUUGGCAACACACAGGGCCAAACCCCGGACUCGACCAAUACCAAGAGAGAUAGCCAAAGUUGA
Molecule: messenger RNA, 1137 nt
Organism: Penicillium coprophilum
Lineage: Eukaryota; Fungi; Ascomycota; Eurotiomycetes; Eurotiales; Aspergillaceae
Exons: 3
Coding region: 1-1137 (378 amino acids)
Biological process (GO): carbohydrate metabolic process
Molecular function (GO): chitin binding
Source: RefSeq, a predicted model, not a curated record